This is a messenger RNA of Schistosoma intercalatum, 702 nucleotides long. The record is from the annotation of a GenBank genome assembly. NCBI's taxonomy places the organism in Eukaryota, Metazoa, Platyhelminthes, Trematoda, Strigeidida, Schistosomatidae.
AUGGCUUUUAGUUUUAAAUCUUCUAAGUACUUGCUCAUAGCCCUUAACUUACUCUACUUAGUUGUUGCUUUCAUUCUUGUUGGCGUUGCUGCGUAUGCCAGGCUGAGCAUUUAUGUGACGAGCGUUCAUAUUGUUGGCGGUAUUAUAGCUUGUGGAGUCUUCCUUUUUGUGCUUGCUGUAGUUGGAUUGUUGGGCGCUAUCAAACACAACCAGCCAAUAUUAUUUUUCUAUAUAAUCCUACUUUUCAGCCUCUUUCUCGUCCAGUUUUCUGUAGCAUGCGCUUGUCUGUCACUCUCCAGUGAUUAUCAAAAGAUUUUAGUUGAGACGGCGUGGAAACAAAGCUCCAAUAACUCAAAACUAACUGUUAUGACGGCGUUUAAAUGUUGUGGUCUCCAUAAAGCCGAUCUGCUUCCAUCUGACCCAUUGGGAUGUCCCCCGUGCAAGUUAGCCAAGCUGUCUUGCUGCGAUACACCUGAUGGUGAAACUGCUAAAUGCUGCCAAGGUCCAGAUGUGGGGAAUAACACGUUUUGCCCAUGUACUACAACUUGUUGGACUGUAAUUCAAGAACGGUUAUCAACUGGUGUCCGAGUUACUGGUGCCACUAGCCUUUUCUUCAGCGUUAUUGAACUUCUAGGAGUAUGGACAGCUCUUCGCUAUCGGCACCAACGUGAUCCUUUACUUGAUCCGAACAGCGUUCUUUGA